Galeopterus variegatus (Sunda flying lemur) is the source of this 767-nucleotide messenger RNA. It is a transcript of the gene RPL27A, whose product is annotated as ribosomal protein L27a. Gene Ontology annotation, molecular function: structural constituent of ribosome. The coding region runs from base 72 to 767 and encodes 231 amino acids. The transcript has 6 exons. The record is from RefSeq and is a predicted model, not a curated record. Gene Ontology annotation, cellular component: cytosolic large ribosomal subunit. NCBI's taxonomy places the organism in Eukaryota, Metazoa, Chordata, Mammalia, Dermoptera, Cynocephalidae.
UGGCCCCGCCCCCACGCUCGGUACCUCGCGAGACUUCGCAGAGGACUCUCUCUUUCGUCUCUGCCGCAGCCAUGCCAUCCAGACUGAGGAAGACCCGGAAACUAAGGGGCCACGUGAGCCACGGCCACGGCCGUAUCGGCAAGCACCGGAAGCAUCCGGGAGGCCGGGGUAAUGCUGGUGGCAUGCAUCAUCACAGGAUCGACUUCGACAAAUAUCACCCAGGUUACUUUGGGAAAGUCGGUAUGAGGCAUUACCACUUAAAGAGGAACCAGAGUUUCUGCCCAACUGUCAACCUUGAUAAAUUGUGGACCUUGGUCAGUGAACAGACACGGGUAAAUGCUGCUAAAAACAAGACUGGAGCGGCUCCAAUCAUUGAUGUGGUGCGAUCGGGCUACUACAAAGUUCUGGGGAAGGGAAAGCUCCCAAAGCAGCCUGUCAUCGUGAAGGCCAAAUUCUUCAGCAGAAGAGNCCAACUAUUCCGAGAAAAGUCAGCCCCUGGCACGGAAACAAGGCGAAAGCGCCCACCUACAUCCCCCGACGGCGGGGAGGCUACGGGGGCUCGGGCGGCUGGGAACCCGCAGCGCUCGGAGCUCCCGCGGCCGUCCAUCAGUCUGCACCGCCCAACUUCAGCAGCUCCCUCACGACACCUACCAGAGCUCGGCGCUCUCUUUGGCCCCCGAGAACCACUUCCGGAGGGUGAGCAGUUCUGGUUCCGGGGCACUUAUACCUCCCCCACUACCAGCCACUCCCGGCCGGAAGCACGCUAG